Molecule: messenger RNA, 2301 nt
Organism: Mirounga angustirostris (Northern elephant seal)
Lineage: Eukaryota; Metazoa; Chordata; Mammalia; Carnivora; Phocidae
Gene: EPS8L1
Product: EPS8 signaling adaptor L1
Biological process (GO): Rho protein signal transduction; positive regulation of ruffle assembly; regulation of Rho protein signal transduction
Cellular component (GO): vesicle; ruffle membrane; plasma membrane
Molecular function (GO): actin binding
Source: RefSeq, a predicted model, not a curated record
AUGGCAGAUGUUUCCCAGUAUCCAGUCAAUCACCUGGUGACGUUCUGCCUGGGUGAAGAGGACGGCGUGCACACCGUGGAGGACGCCUCGCGGAAGCUGGCCGUCAUGGACAGCCAGGGCCGCAUCUGGGCCCAAGAGAUGCUGCUGCGCGUGUCUCCGGACCAUGUCACGCUGCUUGACCCCAUCUCCAAGGAGGAGCUGGAGUCGUACCCGCUGGGCGCCGUCGUGCGCUGCGACGUGGUGCUGCCCCCAGGCCGGAGCCGCUCGCUGCUGCUGCUCGUGUGCCAGGAGCCCGAGCGCGCGCAGCCGGACGUGCACUUCUUCCAGGGCUUGCGCCUCGGGGCGGAGCUGAUCCGAGAGGACGUCCAGGGGGCUCUGCAUGACUACCGGUCCGGCCGCGGGGAGCGUAGGCCCGCGGCGCUCAAGGCCACGCAGGAGGAGCUGCAGCGCCGCCCCUCGCCGGCGGCCGAGACCCCUCCUCUGCAGCGCCGCCCGUCGCUCCGCGCCGUCAUCAGCACGGUGGGCGUCAGCCGCGGGCGAUCCCAGGCGGAGCCCAUCCCGGAAGCGGCGGAAGAGUCGCAGAGGCCCGGCCAGGCUCAGGCCGCAGGCAGUGCUGACCCGGCCUCCCCGGAUCCGGGCCCCCGCGGUCCAGACCUGGCCGGUCUGCAGGCCGAGCGGGACGUGGACAUCCUGAACCACGUGUUCGACGACGUGGAGAGUUUCGUGUCGAGGCUGCAGAAGUCUGCAGAGGCGGCCCGCGUGUUGCAGCAUCGGGAGCGCGGCCGGAGGACCCGGCGCCGGAUGGCUGGGGAGGGUCUCCUGACACUGCGGGCCAAGCCGCCCUCAGAGGCCGAGUACACAGACGUGCUUCAGAAAAUCAAGUACGCCUUCAGCCUGCUGGCCCGGCUGCGCGGCAACAUCGCCAACCCCUCGUCCCCAGAGCUGCACUUCCUCUUCGGACCUCUGCAACUGGUCGUGGACUCGUCGGGCGGCCCCCAAUUUGCAAGUGAAGUGCGGCGGCCGCACCUGACGUCCGAGGCCGUAGCACUGUUGAGGGACAACCUCACCCCACGUGAGAAUGCGCUCUGGACCUCGCUGGGGGACUCGUGGACCCGCCCGGGGCUGGAGCUGCCCCCAGAGGAGGGAUCCCCGUACAGCCCUGAGUUCUCCAGCGGCUGGGAGCCCCCCGCCACCGACCCGCACGGCCGCGCCUGGGAGAACCCAGUAGACAGACAGCUGCAGCAUGAGCGGCGGCGCCAGCAGCAAAGUGCCCCCCAGGUCGCUGUCAAUGGUCACCAAGACCCAGAGCCAGAGGCUGAGCCCCAGCUGGAGCCGGAGGGGAAGUGGGUCCUGUGUACCUACGACUUCCAGGCCCGCAACAGCAGUGAGCUGUCGGUCAAGCCGCAGGAUGUGUUGGAGGUCCUGGAUGACAGGCGCAAGUGGUGGAAGGUUCGGGACCAGCAAGGGCAGGAAGGAUAUGUGCCCUAUAAUAUCCUAACACCCCACCCGCGGCCCCAAGGAAGCUGCAGCCAAAGCCCUUCCCGCAGCCUGGAGGACAGCACGCCCCCUCACCCACCAGCGCCGGCCCCAGCUCCUACCUUGUCUCGGCCCCACUGGGACAGUGGUGAUAACCUCAACUUGGACCCCAGAGAGAAGGAGAAAUUCUCCCAGAUGCUGUGUGUCAACGAGGAGCUGCAGGCGCGCUUAGCCCAGGGCCGCUCAGGCCCCAGCCGCGCAGCCCCGGGUCCCCGCGCCCCGGAGCCACAGCUCAGCCCGCACUCGGACACGGCCGAGGUCCGCGCCUGGCUGCAGGCCAAGGGAUUUAGCGCUGGGACCGUGGGCGCGUUGGGCGUGCUGACCGGCGCGCAGCUCUUCUCGCUGCAGAAGGAGGAGCUGCGGGCCGUGAGCCCGGAGGAGGGGGCACGCGUGUACAGCCAGGUCACGGUGCAGCGCGCGCUGCUGGAGGACAAAGAGAAAGUGUCAGAGUUGGAGGUGGUGAUGGAGAAGCAGAAGAAGAAGGUGGAAGGCAACCUGGAAACAGAGGUUAUCUGACCAUCCCCGGCUGCUCUGCUCGAAGUUUCGAGGCAGCCCCAUGGGAGAACGGAGUCUGCAGACUGCCCCCACCCCCACGGAAGUCGAGCCCUUGCGAAGGCUCCGGACCUGUUCCGACUCUGGUCUCCCCCGGUCCCCGUGGAGUCUCCUGCGUGAGCGGACUGGCCGUGAGUGGGAGGGAAGGGGGCCACACUCGGGUGCCCUGUGCAUUGUGAUACACCACCCAGUCUAUAAACAGCCUCCUCGUAG